Molecule: messenger RNA, 4102 nt
Organism: Clunio marinus
Lineage: Eukaryota; Metazoa; Arthropoda; Insecta; Diptera; Chironomidae
Source: the annotation of a GenBank genome assembly
GAAACAUUUUAAACAUCAAAAAACACAUGAAAGAAUAAUUUAGUUGUGACUAAUAUAGUGAAAAAAAAAGAUCUAAAUGGCUGAUGAUGCACAGUUUUCUUCUUUGUUGGAAUCACUUCUAUCAAUUGAUAAUGAUGUGCGAUCCCAAGCUGAGGAAGCUUACAAUAAUCUAACUAUUGAAUUGAAAGUAACUCUUCUUCUUCGUGCCAUUCAAAAUGCUCAAGUUGAUGAGGACCGUAAGAGUAUAGCAAGUGUUUUGUUGCGCCGUGUUUUCUCGUCAGAAUUUCAAGAUUUUUUUCCAAAGCUUCCAGUUGAUGCGCAAACUGAAUUGAAGCAGCAAAUUUUACUACUUCUCCAGCAAGAAACGAGUCCAAAUCUCAAGAGAAAAAUCUGUGAAGUUGUUGCUGAAGUGGCGAGAAAUCUUAUUGAUGAUGACGGGAAUAAUCAAUGGCCAGAAGUACUUCAACUUCUAUUUCAAUGUGCAAAUGCAACAAAUGUUCAACUUCAAGAAUCAGCAUUGCGCAUUUUCGCAUCAGUGCCAGGAAUCUUUGGCAAUCAGCAAAACAAUUAUUUACAGAUCAUUAAAGAAAUGCUAUUGAAGUAUCUCGAUCCAUCAUCAAAUCGUGACGUUAGAUUUCAAGCUGUACGCGCUGUCGUUGCUUUUAUUUUGCUCCAUGAUAAGGAAGUUGAGAUACAAAAAUAUUUCUCUGAUCUUCUGCCACAUGUCAUCAUGAUCACAGCUGAUUCGAUAAAAGAAGAAGAUGAUCAAACACUCAUUAAACUUCUCAUUGAAAUGGCUGAAAGUGUUCCCAAGUUUCUUCGACCACAAUUAGAAGCUAUCUUUGAAGUUUGUAUUAAUGUUUUCAACAGUCCCGAUGUUGAAGACACUUGGCGUCAUCUUGCAUUAGAAGUCAUGGUGUCAUUGUCUGAAAACGCUGCUCCAAUGGUUCGAAAAAAAGCUGAAAAAUAUAUUGCAGCACUUGUGCCACUUGUGCUUAAGAUGAUGACUGAAUUAGAAGAUGAAGAUGAUUGGGCGGUAUCAGAUGAAAUAAAUGAUGAAGAUAGUGGGGAAAAUAAUGUCAUAGCUGAAUCAGCAUUGGACCGUCUCGCUUGUGGUCUUGGGGGGAAAGCAAUUUUACCACACAUUGCAUCUAACAUUCCUAACAUGUUAAACAAUGCUGACUGGAAAUAUCGACAUGCUGCUCUAAUGGCAAUAUCAGCUGCUGGCGAAGGAUGUCAUAAGCAAAUGGAAGCAAUUUUGGAUAGUAUCAUGCAAGGUGUGCUUAAAUAUCUCAUGGAUCCACAUCCUCGAGUUCGUUAUGCAGCAUGUAAUGCAAUUGGUCAAAUGGCAUCUGAUUUUGCUCCAACAUUCGAAAAAAAAUAUCACGAGCAAGUGAUUCCGGGCCUAUUGACACUUCUUGAUGAUGUCGCAAAUCCGCGUGUUCAAGCUCAUGCCGGUGCUGCACUAGUCAAUUUCAGUGAAGAUUGUCCAAAAUCUAUUUUAACACGUUAUCUUGACAGUAUCAUGACGAAACUGGAAGCGAUUCUCACAAAAAAAAUCAAUGAAUUAGUUGAACAAGGGACGAAAUUAGUUCUUGAACAAGUUGUUACAACAAUCGCUAGUGUAGCUGAUACAACAGGGAAAGAAUUUGUUGUUUAUUAUGAUCGUCUUAUGCCGUGUUUAAAGUAUAUGAUUCUUAAUGCCAACACAGAAGAGUUGAAGAUGUUGCGUGGUAAGACAAUUGAAUGUGUAAGUUUAAUUGGUCUUGCUGUUGGUGCUGAGAAGUUUAUGUCGGAUGCAAGUGAAGUUAUGGAAAUGCUGUUGAAGACACAUAGUGAAGGAAAUCUUCCCGAUGAUGAUCCUCAAACAACUUAUCUCAUCUCAGCAUGGGCUCGCAUUUGUAAGAUUCUUGGUAAACAAUUUGAACAAUAUUUGCCACUUGUAAUGGGUCCAGUUAUGAAAACAGCCGCAAUGAAACCAGAAGUAGCUGUCUUAGAUAACGACGAGAUUCAAGAUGUUGAAAGCGAUCCCGAUUGGCAAUUUGUGAAUUUAAGUGAUCAACAAAACUUUGGAAUUCGAACAGCUGGCCUUGAAGAUAAAGCAGCAGCAUGUGAAAUGCUUGUUUGUUAUGCACGUGAGCUUAAGGAGGGCUUUGCAAAUUAUGCUGAAGAAGUUGUACGUUUGAUGGUUCCAUUGUUUAAGUUUUACUUUCAUGAUGGUGUUCGACGUGCUGCAGCUGAGUCCCUACCAGUCUUAUUGAUAUGUGCAAAGAUAAAAGGACCUCAAUAUCUUGAGAAUAUGUGGGCUUAUAUUUGUCCUGAACUUUUGAAAGCCAUCGACACAGAACCAGAAAGUGAAGUUAUUGCUGAACUUCUUCAAUCUUUAGCGAAAUGUAUUGAAACACUUGGGGCUAAUUGUUUGUCACAAGAAGCUAUGGAAGAAGUUAUCAAAAUCGUCAAUCGAUUUAUGAAUGAACAUUUCGUUAAUGCUGAUAAAAGAAUUCAAGCAAGAAAUGAAGAAGAUUAUGAUGAAGCUGUUGAGGAACAAUUAGCUGAAGAAGAUGAAACUGAUGUUUAUCUAUUAGCCAAGAUUGCUGAUAUUCUUCAUUCCUUAUUUAUGACACAAAAAAAUGCUUUCCUUCCAUACUUUGAACAAAUUGCACCACAUUUUGUGAAGCUUCUUGAUCCAUCACGACCAUCGUGGGCUGAUCGGCAAUGGGGAAUUUGUAUUUUUGAUGAUCUUAUUGAAUUUUGUGGACCAGCAUGUGCACAAUAUCAAACAUGUUUUCUUCAACUCAUGAUUCAAUAUUGCAAAGACAAACAACCAGAAGUACGACAAGCAGCAAUUUACGGAUGUGGAAUUCUUGCUCAAUGUGGUGGCGAUCAAUUUGCACAAACCUUCUCUAUUGUUAUGCCGAUUCUUAUAGAAGCAAUUUUAGCUUCAAAUGCACGUGAACCUGAAAACAUGACAGUCACUGAAAAUGCUAUUUCAGCUGUUGCCAAAAUUCUGAAAUACAACAGCACAGCAAUUACCAAUCCAGAUGAAAUUGUAAAUGUUUGGUUCCAAAGUCUACCAGUAACGGAAGAUGAUGAAGAAGCCCCACAUAUCUAUGGAUACCUUUGCGAUUUAAUUCAAUCGAAUCAUCCAAUAAUUUUGGGUAACAAUAAUAGUAAUUUACCACGUAUUGUUGCACUUAUUGGUGAUGCAUUUUAUCAUGGAGUGAUUCAAAUUAUAACACCAACUAACGAGAAUAUUGAUAACAUGAGAAUGGACUAUGUUCAACGGAACAAUGAAGUAGCUGGCAGAUUAUUAAAUAUUGUAAAGCAAAUUCAAGGGAAUCCUGAAGUUUUUAAUGCUUGCAUUCAAUUUAUUAAUGACCAGCAGAAGGCAGCACUCGAUGAAGCUAUGAAAAGCUUCGCAAACAUCACAGUUGCAUAAAAAUAUUUACAGAAAAUUCUGUUUAAAAUAUUUAAUCAUAUAAAGAACAUGUUUACAUAACUUUCAAAUGCACCCCUUCACAUGGCAUACAUAUAUGCGAUUGAAUAAAAACAAAAAAGAAUGUUUUAUUUAAAUAAGAAGAGAGAGAGAGAGAGAGAGAAAAACAUACAAAAGAAGUUUCUAUUUUCAUUCAACUUAUUUUUAUAAACAAAAGAAAGAAAUUGUUAGAUUAAGGAAUGAAAAACCGUAAAGAUUAAACGGUUUGUUAAACAAAUGAAAUUUUUCUCGUUUUCAUAAUGAUUUUUUCAAUAAUUUAUUCUUGCAAACGAAACAGACUUUGCUGGAAAAGAUCAAGAAUUUGGUCUAAUCCAAUUAUUUAAUCUAAUCUUGAUCUUUCAAUAUUUCUAAAUCUUUAAUACAAGUUUUUACUUCAUCUUACUAUAGAUAUCGAAGGAAAUAGUUUUAAAAUGAAUGUUUUAUCAUUUUAUGUUAAAUCGAUUUUCAAAUUUCCAACCAUUUUAUUCAGCAUUUCAAUUUCACUCGAAUUGUAAAAACGAUUUUGGGAACUCAAAGUAAAGUUUAAUUUUAUUACAAAAAAAAAUUUGUUUGAAUUGUUGGAUUCGUAGAAAAUUGUCAAGAAAAUAUGAUUCACGGUAGUAGUCA